CAUUUCAUUUUCACAGGAUGUGGAACCAGUUCACUGAGCGCUGAUCUGUAUGCAGAAGGUGUGAGCCCCAUUAUCAGCAUUGAUUACUCUCCAAUUUGUAUAAAGGAAAUGACAGAAAGAAAUGCUGGCACUCCUGAAAUGAGCUGGAAGGUGAUGGAUGCUCGACAGCUUCAGUUUUCUGAUGAAAGCUUUGACCUGGUUAUUGAGAAAGGAACUUUAGAUUCAAUGAUGGUGGAUGAGAAAGACCCGUGGAAUGUUACCCCAGCAACUGUUAACUUGGUAGAUGAAGUGCUGAGUGAGGUUAGUCGGGUUCUUGCCCCCAGUGGAUGCUUCAUCUCAGUCACAUUCUCUCCCCCUCAUUUUCGCACCCGACACUAUGCACAGCUUAAGUAUGGCUGGUCUGUGUCAUGUGACACCUAUGGAAGGGACUUCCAUUAUUUUCUGUACACUAUGCUGAAAGGAGGAAAGUUGACAUCCUAUGAUAUUGAAAGAGGACAAAGUCUUUAUAAGCCACGUGUUAUCCCGGAUACAGUGCCAGCAAUAUCUGCAUGUGAAGAUGAAGACUUCUUAACAAACAUCCAGAUAUGA
Molecule: messenger RNA, 588 nt
Organism: Staurois parvus
Lineage: Eukaryota; Metazoa; Chordata; Amphibia; Anura; Ranidae
Source: the annotation of a GenBank genome assembly